AUGAAGUCCAUCAUUUUCGCCGUCUUGGCGGCCCUCGCUGCUCAAGAAGCCGCUGCCCAUGCAACGUUCCAGCAACUUUGGGUUGAUGGACGCCCAUCUCUCUUCUUGAGCCUCCAUACCGUUGUGCUAACUUCUCGCCACGGAUCGCAGUGUGCUAGACUGCCCCAGAGCAACUCCCCCGUCACCAACGUCGCCAGCAACGACGUCCGGUGCAACGUUGGCGGGACUACCGCUGCGAAGGGGAAGUGUGCUGUCAAGGCUGGCGGCACCGUCACCGUCGAGAUGCACCAGCAAAACGGCGACCGGAGCUGCCAGAACGAGGCCAUCGGCGGCGCGCACUACGGCCCCGUCAUAGUAUACCUCAGCAAGGUUGACAACGCCGCCUCGGCCGACGGCUCGUCGCCGUGGUUCAAGAUCUUCCAGGACGGCUGGGGCGCCAAAUCCGGCGCCGGCUCCGGCGACGACGAUUACUGGGGGUCCAAGGAUCUCAACACGUGCUGCGGCAAGAUGAACGUCCCCAUCAGCAAGGACCUCGCCGACGGAGACUACCUCCUCCGCGCCGAGGUGAUCGCGCUGCACGCCGCCAGCCCCUCGGGCGGCGCGCAGCUGUACAUGACUUGCUACCAGAUCACCGUCACGGGCGGCACGGGCACGGCGAGCCCCGCCACCGUCAGCUUCCCCGGCGCCUACAAGGCCAGCGACCCGGGCAUCGGCGUCAACAUCCACGCCAAGCUUUCGUCCUAUGUGGUUCCCGGAGGCUCCGUUGCCUCGAUCGGCUCGACCAAGACUUCCGGAUCGGCUUGCACUGCGUGCGAGUCGACGUGCGAUGCUGCCAAGGGACCUGUCGGCACGGCGCUUCCGGUCGGAGGCGGAGGCGGAGGCGGAAGCGGAGGUGGAGGCACGUCGCCGGGAACCGGAAGCCCGCCGUCGUGUUCCGUGCAGAAGUACGGCCAGUGCGGCGGCGAUGGCUAUACCGGUUGCACUACCUGUGCGUCUGGCUCAACUUGCCAGGGUGUUUCAGCACCGUACUACUACCAAUGCGCCUGA
Molecule: messenger RNA, 1047 nt
Organism: Colletotrichum navitas
Lineage: Eukaryota; Fungi; Ascomycota; Sordariomycetes; Glomerellales; Glomerellaceae
Product: fungal cellulose binding domain-containing protein
Exons: 4
Coding region: 1-1047 (348 amino acids)
Biological process (GO): carbohydrate metabolic process
Cellular component (GO): extracellular region
Molecular function (GO): cellulose binding
Source: RefSeq, a predicted model, not a curated record